AUGACUAUUGUAUGGAUCUGCCUGACGCUAAUUACCGGCCUAGUCAUCUUACUGGCUGUUCUAAUCUGCAAGAAAAGGUAACUGUAAGCAUUACCAUGUUUUUUAACAUGUAAUUACACGCCCACACCUUUCCGUGAUAAAUUCCUCUGCAGCGGAUUUUUCAAGCUCAGAGAAACCUAGUAUCAAGCUCUCUGUCUACCUUUUUGUUUUCUCGUUCCUGCAGACAUUGUGGGUACAGUAAGGCAUUCCAGGAUUCGGAUGAAGAGAAAACUCACUAUCAGAAUGGACAAAGUGAGUUCAAACAUAUAAAGGGAACUCGGGAGAUAGAGAACACCUGCUGCUUAUACUGGUUUUCAUUAUUCAGUAGGUAUAGUGCAGAUCAAGCAGUGAUUAGACACCGGAGUCCAGGGUUUAAACUCUUGGCACAGGGAAACGUUUUACUUUGCCGUCAAUAAAUAAAAUGAAUUUCUGCUUCUCUAGAAAUAAAUAACGCGGAAAGAAAGCAAGUGUAUUUGCUAUGAAAUAAACCUGGCUGAUAAAUAUUCAUCUUCCAUUUAAUUUACGCUGUAUGCUCGAUAUCUCCAAAGCAUGUUUUUUCUUUUAUUUUAUUGAAUGUUACUAAGAAUCAUUUAUAAACUCCAUAGGGUUUAAUCUGAAGUUAUUGAUGAAAAGUACUAUUUACUCUCACAUAGGUUUUAUUUAUUUUUGUAUUAAUCCUAUUUUAAAUAUCAUUGUAGUAAUUUUUGCAAUAGUUGUGUCUCUUGUCCAAAAGAGACACACAGUACUUAUAUGGUCAUCUGGCUUAUAAAGCAACCACAAUUCUGCGUAUUGUAUUGCAUUCAGUUAACCUAAACAUUCUAGAUUUCUCAUAUAUAAUAAGUGGAACCCUUACAUAUUCCUAAUAUAUACCUGACACAUUCCAUAUAUGUCCAGAACUCAUUUUCCUAGAUAUCUCACUUUAUAUACAAGUUACUUAGAAUGUUCAUAUACCCACGUAGACAUCUCCUACACAUCAAGAAUAUUACCCAAAAGUAAGAAACCCGGUAUAGACAGGGUCAAAGCACACAUGCAUGACAUUUUCUAGACAUGCUAUCACAUGAAAUACGUUAGACUUUAAUACAUGCAGAUGGGCACAACUCAAUGCAGUAAAAUAUGCUGAUCUUCCCCUGUGUACAGCAAGAGUCAAUUCUAGAGCAUUGAAUGUGGUUUUCUGACUUGCAUUGAAUACAUUCCAUACGAACGUGUAUUUUUUUGUCUCAGCUACUGUGAGAUUGUUAGUGAUUAUCACGGCAAGCGGGAUGGGGUUGUGAGUUCACACUGAUGCCUGACAACAUCUUCUCUCUCGUUCCGGUCAUCCAGUCACCUUCGCAGAGUCGAAGCUUUAUGUAGACCCUCACACUUACGAGGACCCAUGCCAGGCUGUUCACGAGUUUGCUCGGGAGAUAGAGGCGUCCAGAAUUAAGAUUGAAAAGAUAAUUGGAUCAGGUUUGUGUAAUUUAUUGUCCUGAUUGAAAGAGGCCAUGCAGGGGAUCAAAUUCCAAACACUGAAAAUUUAACUGUAUGGCUGCCAAAUGACAUUAUAGCAACGUACUACAACCAAACCUAAACUAUUAUUAUGCAUGGGCUAUUAUUUCUGGAUACUUUAAAAGUAAUCAUAUAACAGAAAAUGCAUGAUAAACCUCUUGGUUUCAUGCUUGUUAGUUUAUAGGCCUGACAGUAAAUUUAAACAUAUCAGGUGUUAAUAUGUCUUUCUCAGAAGGUACCACAAGAUAUAUCUCGAUUAAUUUAACAAAAUCCAUACAGUAUGGAUGUGCUAUUUAGAAGUGAUAUUGAGUAAUCUCUUCUCUCUUGUACAUUUUCAGGAGAGUUUGGGGAAGUCUGUUAUGGUCGUCUCAAACUACCAGGAAAGCGUGAGAUCCCAGUGGCCAUAAAAACAUUGAAAUCCGGGUACACCGAAAAACAGAGACAGGACUUCCUGAGUGAAGCCAGUAUCAUGGCACAAUUUGACCACCCGAAUGUCAUUCACCUGGAGGGAGUGGUAACAAGGAGUAAGUGACGUGUGUUCUCAUGCAAUCUAAGAAUAACUAUCCUCUCAAUCUUAACCACACAAGGCCCCCAACCUAGCAUAAUUUCUUCUUUAAAGAUCACUGGGUCCAACACUGACAAACAUUACUAAAUACCUAUUGUGCAUGUUUCUAUAUAAGUAUAUAGAGUAUAUUUCCAUUGUUAUCAUACAGCAUACCAUGAAUACUUAAUGAACAAAAAUAUCCAUCCCUCCAUUGUGCCCUAAAGCCAGCUUUAAAGUUAUUAAAGAAAUGGAGGUGUCAAAAAAUUCAUUGAACACCCAAGUUUCAUCCAGUUCCCCAGGUAUCUUCAGUGUAAGCUCAGCCUUGUGGUAGGUUGGUGAGGGAGAGUUCAUGGUUUUGCAUUUAUUUCAUAUGUGCGUUGAGGUUUGGAUGUGAUUUUUCUCCUUUUCUGUGCGUUUUGUAAGGGAGUCCACUCCUAGUAAGUAACUUGUACAUCGAUGUAAAGGUGGAGAACUUGACAGAUUUUUAAAGGAUUGCGUUGUGUUACCGAGUGAGAUGUCUCUUUAGUCCUAGAUUCUGCCAGACAUUUCAGAGAGACGAAUCUUCACUGUUGAGGUUGUAUGAAAAAUGAUUAAUUGAAGUAUGUAUCCUUCAACUUCCUUACAGGAACCGACACCGUUUAGCUGCAGUCCUGUCAGCUUCAGGAGCCAUCACUAUCUUUAAAUGGGUUUUUGAUUUAUUUUCUCCUAUCUCUGAUUCUGACAAUGCUCUCGUCUCUUUUGUCUUUAUACUUUCAGGCAAAUUAACAAUGAUUGUAGCAGAAUAUAUGGAGAAUGGGUCUUUGGAUUCCUUCUUGAGGGUAAGGUUCCUAACGUAACAUAUUGCGAUAAGAACCGGUAAACAAACAAUUAGUAUCCACUUUAUUGUUAUAAAAAUGUGGGUCUGUUUUUUUCAGUGGACCUCCCAUAAAGCAUUCAUCAGAUUUCAAUCGGUUAGCCACUAUCAGCGAGUCACUUUUAGGAACCUCAAUUAUCCUAUUCAUCCUGUACUAUAACAUGAGGAGAUUCUGUUAAUUGUUUUUUUGAAAAAUUUCCCCUGCCAUUAUAUAUCUCCUACAUUUCUUCAAAUCUGACAUUUCUCUCUAUACAAUAAUGUCACCUGUGUAGUGAGGUUCAUAUUUUUUCCUGACUCCAUAAAUCCUUUAGUAUCCCAUCCCUAUAAGAUUAGGGUUGCACAAUCCGUAAAUAAAUAACGUUGUGUUUCCUUCAGACCCGUGAUGGCCAGUUUACCAUAAUUCAGUUGGUUGGCAUGCUGCGAGGUAUUGGAUCAGGAAUGAAGUAUCUGUCUGACUUGGGAUAUGUCCACCGGGACCUAGCGGCCCGCAACAUCCUUGUGAACAGUAACCUAGUGUGCAAAGUGUCUGACUUUGGACUGUCACGGAUAUUGGAGGAUGAUCCUGAUGCAGCAUACACAACCACGGUACAUCGAAACUAGUAGAACACCAUCUUCUUCAAAUUGUAAUAUUAUACCAUAUAUAAACUUAAAAACGUGUAAGGUGUGAUUGGAACUUAAAAACAAUUUCAUUACAAAAUUAAGGAAGAUGUUUCAUUUAAACAAAUGAGAGUUGUUGGCAGUUGAGCUGCUGGGUGCUUUGUCCACCCUCUUCUGAACUGUGAGAUGAGGGAACUACUUUAACAUGGAGGGGAUCAGGUGCAGGCUCCCCCCAUGUCCGUCACCCAUUGCAAAUGGAUGAGCAAUUAAUAAUGGAAGCGGGAAUGGGCAAUUUAAAGAUGCCAUGAUUUAACCCCUCACCCAGCCGCAAUGGGUGAGGGGCUUGAGAGAAGCCUUUGAAAGGUCUCCUUCAUUAAACUGAGAACCCCCUCAAUCCCACAGGUAAGACUAAAGCAUUUUUAAAGAUGCUAAUUUCAAGGAUGGAGUCAGUGGUCUGCUAACUUUUUCAUUAGACAAACAUAUAAAGACAGAAUUAAUUGUAUGGACUAGUUUCAUCCAACAAGCAAUUUGGUUUUCAUAUAUAUUUUGUUCAUUCGCGAUUUUGACACAUGAAUAUAUUGCCCUAAGUUUGGAUGAAUUCACAUUUGGCCGCAAAUAAAUGCACAGGUCUACUGACCAGUACUAAUGAGAAGUGAAUCCGGGGAUCCUUCUAGAAAGGCAGGUGAAUUAUGCCACCCAUACUUAUUUUACCUACACUUAGAGGGAAGUUAUUUUCUAAAUUCUCAAGGAUUGGGUGUUUGCGUCAGUGUUUUAAAUGUCUAUCAUUUUGCAUCUGUAAAUUAAAUUUAUUUUUAUUUUUUUAAAUCAGGGCGGUAAAAUCCCUAUACGCUGGACAGCACCAGAGGCCAUCACGCACCGCAAGUUUUCAUCAGCAAGCGAUGUAUGGAGCUAUGGCAUUGUCAUGUGGGAAGUCCUCGCGUAUGGGGAGAGACCUUACUGGAACAUGACCAAUCGGGAUGUGAGUGAAUGACAUUUAUCCCAUGUAUUUUAAGUACAUUUGUCUCAUAAUAUUAGUAAAAAAAACAUAAAUCAAACAAUUUAUUUCCAAGGUGGGAGGUAUAUCUACUACAUUAAUGUAAGGCUAAACAGAAUUCUAAUAGAAUUCUAUUCUGCGUUUGCCAAAAAAACAAACUGAUAUACAUUUACUCAUUUUAUCCUUUAUUUCAAAUGUGCUCGUCUUUUACAUAAUAAAAUGGAGAAAUCAUUUUUUUUAGAGAUUGGAAUGUGCCCUAUAUACCGCAUUAUCUCAGUCUGUGUAUAAAAUAUUACCAUAGAAGUCGAAAUACAAUUUUUGAUACAACGAAUAAACUUGACAAAAAUUGAAGAAUGAAAAUAGUCAAAUAGCCUGCUUAUUGCAUUUGUACAAAACCUGACGGUCCUUCGGGGGAUCUAACUCUCGCAAAAUGCCACCAGAAUAUAAAACUAAAAUCCAUCCACGAGAUAAAUUGGGUUGAUAGAAAGAACAACUUAAUCUAUAGAGGGUUGAAGAAUUUUUUAGCAAAUUGGGACACACAUGAACAAUGGUUAGUUCGAUCCAGGUGAAGAAUGAUACUAGUUUUUGCAGUUAAUUAAUUAAAAAGUGAAACUAGUUCACUUUCAAAUGUUCCAGCCUACUGUAUGUCUUUAUCAACUUAGCAAGGUGCAAACCUUUUUUAAACAAUGAUCAACACAAGUAAAAUACAUGUAUUUAUAGCAGCAGUUUUAUUCUUGGACAUAUGCCAAACAGCCGCUUUCGCCAGCUGUGAAUCACGUCUCAGCCUAAAACCCUUUGUUUAAAUUACACCUACACAUAUCAAGCUAUGGAUUAAGAUAAAGUACAAAUUGUGCGGUACUUCACCUGUUGCAUAACACGACUGAAGUUGGUAUGUUUGUGUUUUUCCCUUUGUUCCGUGUUUUUUGUUUUCUGUCAUAGGUGAUAAAUUCAGUCGAGGAAGGCUAUCGUCUUCCAGCGCCCAUGGGCUGUCCAACGGCUUUACAUCAGCUCAUGCUGGAUUGCUGGCAAAGAGACCGCAAUGAAAGGCCUCGAUUUUCUCUGAUCGUCAGUAUUUUAGAUAAACUUAUCCGAAAUCCUGAACAUCUGAAAGCCAGUGCCACAGUCAACAGGUAAACGUGGGAUGCUUGUUCUACAAAACCUUAAUUAUGUAGCCGUGGAUAUCGGUGAUAAUUAACCCAAUUACUAUGUUUUAAUUCUGUGAAAAUAACUUUGUGUUCAUCACUCUGCAUGGAACAGGAAUUGUUUGUAAAAUGUAUUUAUUCAAUUGUCCUUGAAUAUCACUCUUGACAAAUGAAUAGAUAUGUAUGUGUUUUAUUUAUUAAUUGAUGGAUUGCACUGGGUUCUUGUAGAAUAUAUUUCUACAACAAGAGGACAUAGUCUUAAAUUAGAGGGGCAAAGGUUUAAAAAUAAUAUCAGGAAGUAAUACUUUACUGAGUGGGUAGUGGAUGCAUGGAAUAGCCUUCCAGCUAAAGUGGUAGAGGUUAACACAGUAAAGGAGUUUAAGCAUGCAUUGGAUAGGCAUAAGGCUAUCCUAACUAUAAGAUAAGGCCAGGGACUAAUGAAAGUAUUUAGAAAAUUGGGCAGACUAGAUGGGCCGAAUGGUUCUUAUCUGCCAUCACAUUCUAUGUUUCUAUGUUUAUGCGACUAAUUAUUUCAAAGCCUUUUUUUUCAUUAUAGAUUCACUCAUCCACGUGUGGAUAGGGGGCUUUUUGACUUUGCCAGCUGCGGCACAGUCAGCGAUUGGUUGGAUUCGAUCAAGAUGGGUCGAUACAAGGAAAACUUUGUAAUGGGAGGGUACACUUCCUUAGGGAUGGUGAUGAGGAUGAACAUUGAGUAAGUACCAUAAAACCAUCCAGUGCAAACAAGAGAUGAGCAAUAAUUAGAUGUUAAUUGACGUUAAGUUUUCUGACUUGCAGACUGGGUUAAAACUUUCUGAAUAAUUCAUAAAUAACACAGGUGGGUCCAUAUCCUAAACAUGUGGGCAGCCAUAUUCUGCCAUCUGCCUGCCAUAUUCACUUACAUUCUGCUAUAUUUGGUUACAUUCUGCCAUAUUCAGUAACAUUCUGCCAUGUUCAGCCCCUUCCUGCCAUAUUCAAUAACAUUCUGCCAUGUUCAGCCUCUUCCUGCCAUAUUCAGAUACAUCCUGCCAUAUUCAGCCUCUUCCUGCCAUAUUUGGCCUCUUCCUGAGAUAUUCGGUUACAUUCUGCCAUAUUCGGUUACAUUCUGCAAUAUUCAGCCUCUAUCAGCUAUAUUCAGUUACAUUCAGUUUUUUUCUGACCAAUACUUACAUAUUCAGCCAUAAUCUAAGAUAUACUGCUGUAUUGUGCCAUAAUCUGCCAUAUACUAGAGUAUUCAGCCAUGAUCUAGCGUAUACUGCAGUAUUCUACCAUAAUUUGCCAUGUUCCGUAAUAUUUAACAAUCUACAUUAUUCUUCCAUAUGCAGACUCAUCCUUCCAAAUUGUAUCGUUUUCAGCCAUAUUCCCUCUGCAGGAAAUCUACACUGAACAUGUUAAAGCGGAUUUCUAAAAUAACCUCUGGUUAGGCCUUAGUCUGAAAUGUGCUUUCUAUAAUGUUUGUUGUUUGCACAGUGACAUCAGAAGACUUGGGAUUUCAUUAAUAGGCCAUCAACGGAAGAUCUUAACCAGCAUUCAGAUCAUGAGAGCUCAGCUGAUCAACACCCUGGGACCCAGAAUGCACUUGUGA
Molecule: messenger RNA, 7236 nt
Organism: Pelobates cultripes (western spadefoot toad)
Lineage: Eukaryota; Metazoa; Chordata; Amphibia; Anura; Pelobatidae
Source: the annotation of a GenBank genome assembly